AUGGAUUAUACAACCUACCAGCAGCCGCAUGCGCACACCCAUAAUGCAUAUGCGCCGACUCACAAUGGUCAAUCAGGCCCGCCUGUAACUUCCNNCCCUACUCAACAGAACCAGGUCUCUCCCAUCCUGUCACAAAACCAUGCCUAUGCUCAACAACCAGGUGGACCUCAUCAGGUCAUACCAAUGUACUCUCAAGGCUACCCAGUCCAAGGCAUGCAUUACGGCAUGGGCGCAAAUCAGAUGUCNCCCACGCAAGCCGCCGCUAUGGCAACAGCGGCUGCCUCAGGGAACUACAACUAUAUGCCGGAAACUAUGCAACCAUUAGCACAAGACCCAAGACAAUCACCACGCAUGGGACAAUCAGUCAAGAGCGAACAGAGACAGACACCGAGGUCGCCGUCACAAAGUCACAUGAAUGUCAACACAACCAUGGCAGGUCAAAUGGUCAUGCCCGCACCUCAAGCGAUUCCUCAACAAAUGGUUGCACGUCGCAUGAGUCAAGCAGUUCAACCCCCUCAGCCUGUCAUGCAGCAACAACGACGCGCAUCAGUUGCGCCACAAAUGGUGCAACAAGUCGUUCAGCAACACUCAUCACCAGAAGCUACUGGUGGUACUACUGAAGAGUCGCCUUUGUACGUCAACGCAAAGCAAUUCCACCGAAUCUUGAAGAGACGCCUGGCGAGACAAAAGCUUGAGGAGCAAUUGCGUCUCACAAGUAAAGGCAGAAAGCCUUAUCUGCACGAAUCUCGUCACAAUCAUGCCAUGCGACGGCCGCGUGGUCCGGGAGGACGCUUCCUCACGGCUGAGGAGGUUGCUGCUCUCGAUGCUGAAGCUGCAAAGAAUGGUGGUGUGGAAAUGCCGCAACCUACCAACGGAACCAAACGCAAGUCUGGAGACAGUCAAUCUUCACCCUCAAAAAAGUCACGCACACAAUCCAAUGCCAGAAGCAUGACUUCUGAAGAAGAUGGCACCGAAGAAGGAUAG
This is a messenger RNA of Aureobasidium musti, 984 nucleotides long. The record is from the annotation of a GenBank genome assembly. Lineage: Eukaryota; Fungi; Ascomycota; Dothideomycetes; Dothideales; Saccotheciaceae.